CUGCUGAAGCAGCUUUGGCGAGGACCACCGGGUGGUCUUGGGACAAGGACCCAAGUUGUAAAAGAGAAAGAGACACAGCCAGCUGGAUUGAAACGGUUUGAAGCCCCUCCAUCCACAGUCAUAUUUUACUGAAGCCAAGGGAAACAGUUGGAUAGAGAUGGAUUUGCUGUGUGCAUGCUGCUUCCUUCAGGGCUCAGCAGGCUGCUGUGAAGUUACAUCACCUUUUCCAUUUUUCUGAGAUGGCUCAAGAUUCAAGAGACCUUUCUUCAAAUUAUCAGUUUUGGAUGCAGAAGCUUUCUGGAUGGGACCAGGCUUCCACUUUGGAAUCUCAGCAAGAUACCUGUCUUCACCUACCUAAGUUCCAGGAGUUCUUGAGGCAGAUGUAUGAAACAUUGAAAGAGAUGGAUUCUAGAACAAUCAUUGAAAGAUUCCCCACAAUUGGUCAACUGUUGGCAAAGACUUGCUGGAAUCCUUUUAUCUUAGCAUAUGAUGAAAGCCAAAAAAUUGUCGUAUGGUGCUUAUGUUGUCUAAUUAACAAAGAACCACGGAAUUCUGGGGAAUUGAAACUUAACUCCUGGAUACAGAGCUUGUUAUCACAUAUACUUUCAGCAUUCAAAUUUGAUAUAAAAGAAGUUGAUCUUUUUAGUCAAGGUCUUGGAUACGUACCUGCAGAUUACUAUCCUGGUUUGCUUAAAAAUAUGGUUUUAUCAUUAGUGUCUGAACUCCGAGAGAAUCAUCUUAAUGGAUUUAACACUCAAAGGCGAAUGGCUCCUGAACGAGUAACAUCCUUGUCACGGGUUUGUGUCCCACUUGUUACUCUGCCAGACUUUGAACCCCUGGUGGAGGCUCUGCUCACCUACCAUGGACACGAGCCUCAGGAAAUCCUCUGGCCUGAGUUCUUUGAAGCUGUUAAUGAGGCCUUUUUGCUGAAGAAGAUUUCUCUCCCUGCAUCAGCUGUCAUCUGCCUCUGGCUUCGGCACCUUCCCAGCCUUGAAAAAGCAAUGCUGCAUCUUUUUGAAAAACUCGUCUCCAGUGAGAGAAAUUUUCUGAGGAAGAUCGAAUGCUUUAUAAAAGAUUCAUUGCUGUCUCAAGCAGCCUGCCAUCCUGCCAUAUUCAGAAUUGUUGAUGAAAUGUUCAGGUAUGCACUCUUGGAAACUGAUGGAGCCCCAGAAGUACUGGCCACUGUUCAAGUGUUUACACGAUGCUUUAUAGAAGCUCUGGAAAAAGAAAACAAGCAGCUGAAAUUUGCACUCAAGACCUACUUUCCUUAUGCUUCUCCAUCUCUUGUCAUGGUGCUACUCCAACACCCUAAAGAUAUCCCACAGGGACUCUGGUGCCAGUCACUGGAGCAUAUUUCUGAAAUGCUCAGAGAAAUCGUUGAAGACCAAACUCAUGGGUCCUAUGGAGACCCCUUUGAGAGCUGGUUUUUGUUUCUUCACUUUGGAGGAUGGGCGGAUGUAGCGGCUGAGCAGUUGCUGAUGUCAGAUGCUGAGCCCGCGGAGGCCCUGCUGUGGCUCUUUGCAUUCUACUCGAGCCCACACGACGGGAGUCAGCAGCGAGCACAGACCAUGGUGGAGGUGAAGGCACUGCUUUGCCGGCUCAGGAAGCUGUUCCGAAGUCCAGCCUUCUCAGGCAGGGACCUGCAGGUGGCAGCUCAUGAGGGCAGUGAAGCAUACCCCAUGCCACCCGUGUGUCCACAGCUGGUCAGGCGCAUACUCCUGCUCUUCUUGCUCUGGGCUCCUGGAGGCCAGAGGGUGGCCCGGGAAGCCAUCACCCUGAUGGCUCAGACUGCUGAGAUAACCCACGAGAUUAUUGGCUUUCUUGACCAGACCUUAUAUAGAUGGGACCAUCUUUGCAUGGAAGCUUCUAGAUCAAGAGAACUGGCCAGGGAGCUCCUUAAAGAGCUGAGGGAUCAAGUCUAACACAGGCUUGGUGAACGUGUGGCUGUGGUGCUGCUGGGCCAGUCUCCCGCAGACAUGGCCAGAUGGAUGGAGCCUGCUCCUUACAUCACGCAGGUGUGGAUAAGAACCCUCUCGGAACUGUGAGAACAAGCCAUAAGCAUCUUGGAAAGAUCUGGUAUACACAGUUUACAAAGAGAGAAGACGGGGGUGCUUUAUACAAACUAAGUUAUGACUUUGGCAUUCCCUGUACCUGCUCAGGCCAGGACAUCAAUUAGAGAAUCAGCAAAUGAAAAGCUCAGAUGGGAGAAGAGAUUUCUUUUUCUUUUUCCCAUGUCAAGCCAAGAUGCACAACUAUUAUUUGAAUGUUUCAGUCUUUGGAGCAAGAAAUUGGUCAUGAACCACAGAUCAAUUUAGAGAGUAACUUAGCACCUUUCCUCAAAUUUAUCUGUUUAGAAGUCAGAUCACUGUUAGGAUGACUUUUAAUCCAUGGGGAUCUAAGGCAGUCUUUCUAUAAGAUAAAACCUGACUCUGGCUUCUCUAAGAUGGUCUUCAUCCAGGAGAGUCAGGAUCCCUCAGGUUUCCCUUGAACUUCCCCCAACUUGCCGACCUGGCCGAGGAGCAGCAGAGCACACCCCAGCCCAGUGGUGCUGAUGGGGGGGCUGCUGCAGGAGGCACCACAGUUUAGCAAUGACAUGGAGCCAGACCAGUGCUGACUCUUUCUGCUUUAUAAUUGCUAAGGAACAACUGCUAUCAGAAGGGCCCUUACUACAUCAAAGAUGGGAGACAGAUGAGGGCACAGGGUAUGUUUUAGAAAUACUAGAAAAGAUAUUAGUCAUUUUGCUAAACUGGAAUAGAAAUCAUAACUUCCUAAUAAAGAGUAAGUAGCUUCAAGGUUAAUAUUUAUUUCAUGUCACUUGAGGAUUUUUUUUUCUGUUCAGAUUUAUUCCGAACUUUUAUUGACUGUACAUUCCUUUGUGUAUACUGUGUUGAGUGAGCCAAGACUUUCUUUUACGUUCACUGUGAUUUAUGUAUUAUUAGUCUCUGAAUCUCAGUGUCAUGACUCCUGUUUGAAGUUAUGAGUAGAGUUUUGUUGGACUGGAGGUUGAACUUUGGGGUGAAUUACUAGUUUUGGUAUAUGGCAGUGUUAGUGGAUCUACCCAAAGAUCUGGGAAAUCCCAAGAACCUUUGACCUGGGCCUUCUGAGAAAUGUUACAGUGUGUGAAAGGUAUUAUUUUCAUAUAAAUAUGCUUCAUCUAAAUGUAUAGGAGUUGGAAAAGGAGUUGUAUGCUAAACUUGGAGUUGAUAUCUCUCCUGUGUUGGCUUUGAACCAGAGCUGUGACCAACCUCUGUGGAUAUCAAGAAAGGGCCUCAAUUUGGUUGUAGCCCCUAAAGAGGGGAGCCACUAGGAAUCAGACCAGCCUGUGGUCUGAUUCCCAUGAAAAUCCAUUCAUGCUUUAAUGUGAUUGUGUCUACUGGAGUCCUCUCACUCUGCCCAUCUCUUCUGCUCAGUGUAUUUUACAGUAAAAAAUAAAAAGCAGAUCACUAA
This is a messenger RNA of Choloepus didactylus (southern two-toed sloth), 3447 nucleotides long. RefSeq names its product FA complementation group C (gene FANCC). The coding region runs from base 240 to 1922 and encodes 560 amino acids. The record is from RefSeq and is a predicted model, not a curated record. Gene Ontology annotation, biological process: nucleotide-excision repair; cellular response to oxidative stress; interstrand cross-link repair. Gene Ontology annotation, cellular component: Fanconi anaemia nuclear complex. The transcript has 16 exons. NCBI's taxonomy places the organism in Eukaryota, Metazoa, Chordata, Mammalia, Pilosa, Megalonychidae.